Molecule: messenger RNA, 841 nt
Organism: Westerdykella ornata
Lineage: Eukaryota; Fungi; Ascomycota; Dothideomycetes; Pleosporales; Sporormiaceae
Exons: 3
Coding region: 167-577 (136 amino acids)
Biological process (GO): protein peptidyl-prolyl isomerization
Molecular function (GO): peptidyl-prolyl cis-trans isomerase activity
Source: RefSeq, a predicted model, not a curated record
GUCGGAUAGUCCGAAUAUACGGAGUAUACAGUACAACAACAGCCCAUCUGUCCGCAAGUCUUCCGCCAAACCCCCCAAGCCCUGCAAAAGUCAAUUCCCUCUGCAGUUUCGAACGAUACCCUUUUCGACGCAGUUCCUAACAAUUGGCAAUUCAGUAUCCACGACCAUGAAGUUUUUCGCCGUCCUUGCUUUCGCCCUUCCCGCCGUCUUCGCCGACAUUAUCAACAAUGAGCACCUGAAGACAGAAGUGACCGUUCCCGCCGAGUGCAAACGCAAGACUGUCGCUGGUGACAAGAUCAACGUACACUACCGUGGCACGCUCGAGACGGACGGCACCGAGUUCGAUGCCUCAUACAAUCGCGGCCAGCCCCUCAGCUUCACUGUCGGCCAAGGCCAGGUGAUCAAGGGGUGGGAUCAGGGCCUUCUCGACAUGUGCCCAGGCGAGAAGAGGAAGCUGACCAUCCAGCCCGAGUGGGCCUAUGGCGAGAGGGGCGUUGGUCCUAUUCCUGCAAACAGCGUGCUGAUCUUUGAGACGGAGCUGGUUUCCAUCGAAGGCGUGGACAAGGACGAAUUGUAAAUGUACAUCGAGAGUAUGCCCAACCCCACCUUUCGGUCCACCAUGGUCCGCCCAUCACGCUGGACACGCCAUCCCUCGCCCAAGACCUCGUCACAACAUGCUUACUUGAUGCCAUUGUGAAUUUCAAAGCAUGUCACUGACUAUGGCUCACUGUAAAGUACUUCAUGUCUGUGGGUGCCUGUGUAUAUGCAGCAUGUGACUUCCACAUUGUGAAGUAUGCGGCAUUCAAUCAGCGUCGCACAGUGUCUGAACGGAUUCCAGAAC